UUUGUGCGUCUCCGAUCUGACGCGUGUUGUCUUGCAGUGUGCUCGGAUCUGGUGAAGGGCGCCAAGGAGAAGCAGCUCAAGGUCAAGGGCCCCGUCAGGAUGCCCACCAAGGUGCUCAACAUCACCACCAGGAAGUCCCCCUGCGGAGAAGGGACCAACACCUGGGAUCGGUUUGAGAUGCGGGUGCACAAGAGGGUGAUCGACCUCGUCAGCUCCCCAGACGUCGUCAAGCAGAUCACCUCUAUCACCAUCGAGCCCGGCGUCGAGGUCGAAGUGACCAUCAGCGACCAGUAGGUAUGCUACCCCAAGAUAUGUGUCUUUAAAUCUUUUUACAAGGGUGGAGAGACACCUCCAACGUACCAAGAUAUUUUUGAAACUUUCUGUAGUAUGAGAACUGGGUUUUGUAUGACUAGGUUCUUUGCUUCGUGAUUCUAAGUGCCUAUCGUCCUAAGUUAUCUUCCGUCAA
Molecule: messenger RNA, 466 nt
Organism: Triticum aestivum (bread wheat)
Lineage: Eukaryota; Viridiplantae; Streptophyta; Magnoliopsida; Poales; Poaceae
Product: 40S ribosomal protein S20-like
Exons: 2
Biological process (GO): translation
Cellular component (GO): small ribosomal subunit; ribosome
Molecular function (GO): structural constituent of ribosome
Source: RefSeq, a predicted model, not a curated record